AUGACGACCACCGAUCGAAGUUUAGUCAAUCAAAGUGAUGCAAUCAUCUUCCACCCAUUCGACGUCAAUGUCAAAGAUUUGCCGAUGCACAGAACGGCUCACCAGCGCUACAUUCUAUUCUUUUACGAAGCCUACGUCAGCCACAGAAAUUUCCCCGUCUUUAAAAACCCUGCCACAAAUUUUGAAUUUUUUAAUUGGACGAUGACGUACCGUCGGGAUUCGGAUAUUUACGGUUCUAGUUACGGCAGUAUCACGCGGCGGAAUCAAUCGGCGCAGUUGAAUACAUUGCCUCCACUAUUGUCGCCGGAAGAAUCUCCGCCGGAUCCUUUUACCUUUUGGCAAUUCAGCGGACUCAAUCAAUCGCGACAGCAUCCGGCAGUUGCCAACCGGACGAAAUCGGUGGCCUGGUUCGUCACCAACUGCAACACUCCAAGUAAACGUGAAAUCUUCUUCCGCCAAGUGGCCAAGUACAUCCCGAUCGACAUUUUCGGCGGAUGCGGACCUCUGAAAUGCCUCCGCGGGGGCAGCGAGAAUUGCGACCAAUUAUUAGAUGAUUACAAGUUUUAUGUUUCGGCGGAGAAUUCCAUCUGCCCCGAUUACAUCACCGAGAAAUUCUACCGGGCCCUCGAGAUGGGCGUCGUUCCCGUCGUUUACGGAGGUGCUGAUUACUCGGCCUACGCCCCGCCCCAUUCCUACAUCAACGCGGCGGAUUUUGAGUCUCCCCAAGCGCUGGCCGAUUACCUCCUCCUGAUCGAGCGCAAUCCUCGUCUCUACUCGGAAUACCUGGACUGGAACAAGGACUGGGAAAUAAACAAACAGAAACAAUCGGAGGGUUGGUGUCGCCUUUGCGAGAAACUCAAUGCAGCAAAAUCAAAAGAGCAGCAGCCAAAUAAUAAUACAACAUCAAAAGUGUACCGAGACAUGGCCAAAUGGUAUUACGAAACCGUUUCCUGUAUACCAGGAUCAACUAUCCUAAAUAAAUACGGCAUAUCUUAA
Messenger RNA from Daphnia pulex (common water flea), 996 nucleotides. Its product is annotated as alpha-(1,3)-fucosyltransferase C-like. The transcript has a single exon. Gene Ontology annotation, molecular function: alpha-(1->3)-fucosyltransferase activity. The coding region runs from base 1 to 996 and encodes 331 amino acids. Gene Ontology annotation, cellular component: membrane. The record is from RefSeq and is a predicted model, not a curated record. NCBI's taxonomy places the organism in Eukaryota, Metazoa, Arthropoda, Branchiopoda, Diplostraca, Daphniidae.